AUGACGGUAUCAAAGCAUCACGACGCGCUGGUGGUUGGCACAGGUUUCGGGGGCUUGUAUGAGCUUUAUCUCCUCAAACAAUUGGGGUUGGACGUAGUAGCUAUUGACUCAGCCACGGAUGUUGGAGGAACAUGGCACUGGAAUCGAUACCCGGGAGCUAGGAGUGACGUAGACAGCCAAACAUACCGAUACUCAUGGGAUAAGGAACUACUCCAGACCUCCAAAUGGUCACACAAUUACCUUACUCAGCCGGAGCUUGAAGAAUACUUCCAGGGAAUUGCACGGAAGCACGACUUAUACCCGCAUAUACGCUUUGAGACGGAGCUCAAGCAUGCAAAUUGGAAUGAUCAGAAGAAUGUUUGGGAAGUCGGUACCAGUGCAGGUGACGAAUUUACGGUCCGCUAUCUGGUCACAGCCAUAGGAAUUCUGCAUCGGAAGAACAUACCUCAAGUCCCGGGACUGGAGACGUUCAAAGGUCGUGUUGUACACAGCUCGUCAUGGAAACCAGACGUGGAAUGGGAAGGCAAACGCAUCGGUGUCAUUGGCAGCGGGGCGUCCGGUGUUCAACUAGUCGGCGCUCUCGCGGAACAUGCAAAGUCACUAGAGCAUUUCAUUCGACAUCCGCAGUAUGUCUUACCCGCUGCUCUACGGCCUGUAUCUCCUGAGGAGCGGAAGGCCAUCAAUGAAAACUAUGAUAAGCUUUGGCACAGUGUGUUCGCGUCUUCUCUCGGAUUCGGAUUCCCGGAACCCAACAGGCCUGUAUUUUCCGUAUCUGCCAAAGACCGCGAGCAUAUCUUCCAAGACCUUUGGGACGAAGGGAGCGGUUUCCGUUUCAUGUUUGGUGGGUUUUCGGAUCUCGCCACUGAUGAAGCGGCGAAUAAGGAGGCGAUCAAUUUCAUCCAUCGAAAGAUCAAAGAAAUCGUUAAAGACCCCGAGACUGCUGAAGUGCUUCUAUCGAAGGAUUGGUUUGCGCGACGACCACUCACAGACGAUAAAUAUUAUUACCGUUUCAAUCAAGAGAACGUUAGUGCUGUGGACUUGAAGAAGACUCCGAUUACCAGUAUUGAGUCCGGAGGUAUCAAAACAUCCGACGGGAAAUUGCAUGAGCUCGACCUCAUUGUGUUUGCGACUGGCUUCAAUGCAACGGAUGGAUCGUAUUUUGCUAUCGAUAUAAAAGGGCGUGAUGGAUUGAGUCUGAGGGACCAUUGGUCGGAAGCACCUCGAACCCAUCUCGGAGCUGCAACAUCGAAGUUCCCGAAUCUGUUCUUUGUCAAUGGCCCUGGCGCAGCAUUUGCGAACAACGCGCCUGUGACCGAGACUGGAGCUUCAUUCGCCGCGGACCUGAUUGCCCGUGCAGAAGAAUAUCGCAAGGAAGGCAAGGGCAAUGGCGUUAUCGAGAGUACAAAGGAGGCAGACGAGCAAUGGUUUGAGACUAUAACAACUGUUGCUAAUCAGACAUUGUUUUCGAAGACACCGAGCUGGUUCUUUGGAGAAAAUGUCGAAGGGGGAGCCGUAGCGCCGCGAUUCUUUUUUGGUGGCAUCGGUCGAUUGAGAGCCGCAAUUGCUCAUGAACAGGAACAGGGAUAUCCAGGCUUCCAGUUUUCCUGA
Molecule: messenger RNA, 1608 nt
Organism: Aaosphaeria arxii CBS 175.79
Lineage: Eukaryota; Fungi; Ascomycota; Dothideomycetes; Pleosporales
Product: cyclohexanone monooxygenase, variant 1
Exons: 1
Coding region: 1-1608 (535 amino acids)
Molecular function (GO): N,N-dimethylaniline monooxygenase activity; NADP binding; flavin adenine dinucleotide binding
Source: RefSeq, a predicted model, not a curated record